This is a messenger RNA of Helianthus annuus (common sunflower), 1218 nucleotides long. RefSeq names its product cinnamoyl-CoA reductase 2. Gene Ontology annotation, molecular function: oxidoreductase activity, acting on the CH-OH group of donors, NAD or NADP as acceptor. The record is from RefSeq and is a predicted model, not a curated record. The transcript is spliced from 6 exons. NCBI's taxonomy places the organism in Eukaryota, Viridiplantae, Streptophyta, Magnoliopsida, Asterales, Asteraceae. The coding region runs from base 133 to 1095 and encodes 320 amino acids.
CGGGUUUGGUGCAAGAGGACAGAGGCUGAAUCGUUGGACAAUUCAAAAUUACUAAACUACCCGGUCAAUGUUCCACCGACUUUUACGAAACAAGCUGAAGAAAUUGUAUAGUUCUAGACCACCUGCGUUUUCAUGGCGGCGGAGAAAGCGAGAGUUGUAUGCGUUACAGGUGCGGGAGGCUUUGUAGGGUCGUGGUUAGUGAAGCAUUUACUCUCCAAAAACUACACCGUUCAUGGCACCGUUAGAAACCCUAUGGACGAGAAAUAUGGUCAUUUAAAGAAGCUGGAGAAAGCAUCUGAGAAGUUGAAGCUUUUUAAAGCAGACCUUUUGGAUUACGAGUCGAUUCGUGCUGCUAUUGCUGGAUGUGAUGGUGUGUUUCAUACUGCAAGUCCUCUUCCACCUACUUCUGUACCAGACCCUGAGGUAGAACUGAUUAAGCCAGCUGUUGAUGGUACACUCAACGUGCUUAAAGCAUGCUGUGAAGUGAACGUUAAGAAAGUUGUGUAUGUGUCUUCUGUAGCUGCUGUUGCGAUCAUACCUAAUCGACCCCAGGAUCGGCCAUUGGAUGAGACUUUUUGGUCUGACCAAGAAUUCUGCAGAUCAAUUAAUGAGUGGUAUUGUCUUUCUAAGACAAAAGCCGAAAGUGAGGCUUGGGAAUUCUCAAAAAAGAAUGGUAUUGAUUUUUUGUCCGUGUGCCCAACUCAUAUUUUUGGGCCUAUGCUUCAGAAGACAGUAAAUUUUAGUAGCUUGGUUCUUAUUAAGCAUCUUAAAGAAGGAUAUGAAGAAGUAGAGAAUAUGUUGCGGAUGAUUGUAGACGUGCGUGAUCUAGCGGAAGCACUGAUUUUAGUAUACGAGAAACCCGAGGCCAAUGGAAGAUACAUAUGUGUAUCUCAUCAGAUUAGGGUAAAGGAUCUAAUAGAAAUUUUGAAGAAGCAUUAUCCUGACUACAACUAUCCAAAGAAAUUUAUCGAGUCGAAAGAUAAGUCUUCGGUUACUGCUCAGAAACUACAGGAUCUGGGUUGGAGUUACAGACCACUUGAAGAAACGCUUGUUGACUCGGUUGAGAAUUACGCCCAAAACGGUCUUCUUGGUUAGGAUUAAAACUGGUCCUUUUCAUGAAGUUGGUAUGUACUUUUAUUCGUACUUGUAUUAUGAGUUCUGUAUUAAGUUAAAACUAGAAUUGCGACCCGCCGCAAUGCGGCGGGGAUUCUUUAGUUA